AAAUUACACAGAGCGGAGUGAUCAAACAUGAGAACUUUCCGAUUUCUGGUUAAUCGGUAUUUUAAAAUGUGGUCAGUUAAGGAGGUUAAGGAAAAGAAUUUCGUAAUCCUACGUAAUAAAUUGUGACAAAUGGCAUGUGUGGUUUUAUGUACAAAAAUAUCGGUUGUGAAAUCAUUGCUUCUGGUGUUCUGUUAUACAAGUAUAACAAGUAUUUUGCAGUAAAAUGUUGACAGAUUUAGUAGCUGACGAUAAGAGUCAGUACUAUAAUAAAGAGGAAGAUGUCGGGUUACAGAGUACAGUCAUUUCAUCACAAGUGUAUGCUGAAGAUGAUGUUGAUUUUGUCCCAAAUAAUGGACAUGUUACGAACUUCGAUAUUCUUGUCCUUAUAGUGUCGAUAAUUAGCCAUAUAAUUGAUAUAGGUUUAGAUAUUAAUUUAGCCUAUCGCUAUUUUCACAGUGGUAGGAGUGAAUAUUCUAUUCUUACAGUGAUAUUUAUACUCUUUCCUGCCCUCGUCAACACCGUUAUUAGUGUUAGAAUGUAUGCUAUUGACAAGGAAUGUAAUUCAGUGUCAAAAAUGGCAUCAAGGAAGUGGGUUAUCCGUAUUCUUGUGUUGCUGUUUCAACUGGCACCAGUCUUGAGGUACUGUGAUUCUUUAAGCUAUGCACUGAAAUCCAGGCGUGCAGAGAAGCAGCAAGAUAUUAUAAAUCAGCGCCGAUUCUAUGAAAAAAUGCUGAAGGAAGAUAGUGAUGUGGCAUUUCUGCGUGUGUUUGAGUGUUUCUUAGAAGCUGCUCCACAGCAAAUUCUACAGAUAUCCAUUUUACUAGUUGAUACUAGACAUGGAUCAACUUUCCAAUGGUUGCAUCAAGCUGGUUCAAUCAUCAGCUCAUUACUUAGCAUGGCAUGGUCCAUGGCUUCAUAUCAUCGCUCUAUUCGAUUUGUUCAAGAGGAUAAAGAUAACAUAUCUUGGCCUGGCACAGUUAUGCAGUUCCUGUGGCACUUUAUGAUAACAGUUUCACGUAUACUCUCAAUAAGUCUAAUAGCAACUUUAUUUCCCACAUGGACAGCACUGGCAUGUGCAGUUCAUUGGCUGGUAAUGACUACUUGGCUGUCUUUCCUGGAACAAACGAAAUUCUGCACAUCAUCGCAAGAUAGUGCUACAGAGAAAGAACGUGUAGGUGAAAUCCUCUUUGCUGCUAUCUUGGGUUUAGUAUACAUUUUUACUUACAUCACACCUCGUGAAGGCAGAACGCGUACAAGAUAUCUAGUGUAUUAUAGUAUUUGUUUCAUAGAGAACUUGGUAUCAGCUAUCAUGUGGGCUGUUGAGGUCUAUCCUCAAGUCCAAAAUACAUGGUACUUUAUACCACUUCUCAUAUUUUCUAUUGUGCCUUUUGUAAUGGGAAUUGUGUUCAUGAUUUUAUAUUAUCUGUAUUUUCAUCCAAAACGAAUCUCUCCAGCAAACCACAUCCAGUCAAAUUUCCCAUUACCACAUGAUAUAAAUACCUCAGAACCUCAAGGAUGAACAUUUUGCAUUUGAACUCUUGUCAUUAUAAAGUAUAUUUGUGUGUGAAAGCUACUUUUGAAGGACUGUAAGGUAGUAUGACACAGCUUGUGUUUGAAGCUGAUUUAAAAUUAAGAACUUGCAGUUAAAGUACAGCACUUUCCUCAAAAGAGUUGUUUGUUUCUAUUGUAUUUUAAUAUUUAUUUAAAUAUAUUCAGGGCACCAAAAAUGAAGCCAAAGUCUACUGGCUAUCAGUGGGAAGUAGUAUUACUCAGUUGUUAUGCUUAUGUAUACUCAUACCUGGCACUUGGAAUAAAAUAAAAUGUGGGAUGGUUUGUGUAGUUAGACAGGUGUCAUGGUUUCAUCUCUGUUCUCCUGAACAGUUGUAUACAUUGUUAACCCUUUCAUAAGUAUACAGACACAUGGUCAUUCUUUAACUUAUUUUUUCAGUAGAGGGCACACAUUAAUAUGCAGUGUUUUAUCCAGAGAGUUUAAGCUGGAAGGAAAUGAAAAUUUUGGCGUACAUGUUCACCCAUCUGGAUCCAAAUCCCUGGUGGGCAGUCGAGUCAGUAAAACUGUUGACUUUUCACCCCGUGCAGUAGUGGCACAAUAUUUUACUCAAAUUAUCAUAACUUUGUCUGUAGUGGAGAUAUUUACACAUGUUUUGAAACAGAAUAAUGUGAAAAUAUUUAUUUACAACACCAGCAUAUUUAUUCAGGGUUACACACAAAUAUAAAAUUGCCAUAGUAACAUUUGGCAUGCAACAAAUAGUUUCCCAAAACAUUGUAAGGCUUGAAAUGUUCAGUGCAUAGUGGACCAUCACAAGUAUCACAUUUACAGUCUCUUCUCAUCUUCUUCAUUCUGCAGUUGUGUUACCUUUCAAUAUUAUUGGAGUUACCUUCACUAGAAAAUGAUGACCCAAUAGUCUGGAUGACAAUUCAUGUGGUGCUGUGGAAUGUCUCUUCACUGCUAAUUCUUUGGGAUGUUUUGAGUAUCUCCUCUCUUAACGUCUCUUUGAAUACUUGAAAUUUUCUGUAUUUCUUCUAAUUCACAGUUUUGUGCAGAAUGUAGGUGCUCAGCAAGAUCAUGUCAAGAAGGUUAAGCAUAUCUUCUUGGGUGCUUCAUUGUACUGCCACAUUACUUGUAACUUAAGUAUCUAAUCCCCAGGGUCAAUAUCACACACGUUCAUAUUGUAGUUUGUGACUAUUUUUGGUUUCAAGAGUGUUGCUCCAGUUUUUCAAACCACUUUUCUGGUUUCCUGGAAAUGCAGUAACGUCAUUGAUGCAGUAAGCAACUGCCUCUCCUUUCUGUAGGGCAUUUUUCUCAGGCUCCUUUGGUAUGUGUUUUGCAUUCAGUCACACUAUUCCACAAACAUUUGUUGCCACACAGUACAGUCUGUAGGACAGGUCAGGUGAAAUGUAACCAGGUAUCUACAUACAGCUGAUAACCUUCUUUCAGAUGGUCACUCUUCCAUCAUAUCAAUUACAACCUGUGUACUAUCAAGCAUGUCACCUACUUUGUCUUUAAUGAUAUCAGUUUUGAAUGUACUAAUGUAUCUGGUCUUAGAAUUGGAUAGUUUGUAAAAUUUUACUCCAAACCCUGCCCUCUUUGAAUUCUUAUAUUGAAUGAGGGGCAGUCUCUUCACCUACAUUUCUUCAGUGAUUCAUCAAUUUAUAUGGCUGGUGAAGGGGUAUAACUGCACAAAAAGUGUUUCCAACCAAGUUAACAGUGGGCUUUACUUUCUGUAAUUGGUCACUUCUGUCCAUGUUUCAUUGCUGACAAGAUGAAUAAUUUUACAGUUUCCAUUAACCUGUUCUUAGAAAUUACAGUACUGAAGUAUGGAGUACUGACACUAACAUCAGUGGUCUCAUAGUUCUGUGAAGCCAGUUUCCAUCCCAAACCCAUCAGUACUGUUAGUACACCAUAAGUGCAUCAGAAUUUGUGUCAGUAAAAUGUUCAUCACCAGUGCACACAUUGUUAACAUACAAUACAAAAAGAGUAGCCCUUCUUACUCAUUCAGUUAUGUCCAAAUCUGAUUGAAUGCUGCUGGUACUAGUGAAUGAAUGAAGUUCUGGAUGAAAAAUAUUGUCUUCCCAAGUCCAAUCAACAUCACCAACAUCAUGGACUCCAUUCAUAUUGCCUUGUUCAUCACAGCCCACACCCCUAUUUUCAUAUUUGGAAUCACUGACAGUGUCAUAUGAAUUAUUCACGCAUGUAGAUCCGUGUGAAUUGACUCCUUCCGCUUCAUUGCUGGACAUGAAAUCAAAGUCACGGACAUACAGUAAAUUAAUGUUUUCAUCUUCACGAGAAACAGACACAUGCUCCUUCACCUUAGCCAUGGUGAACACCGAAUUUACAUUCUUAAAAGAUUGUAUAGCACCUGAUUUGAACACUGAAUUGUGUUAGUAAUAUAUUGUGAUGUGCUGGCUGAAAGCCGGACUAUAAGACGUCCACCACUACUCAGUGACUAGCAAUUCCUAGGCAGUGAUGCCUAGGAAAACGUUGCCCCGGAAAUGGAAGUCUAACAGUGGGGUUUCCACCAUUACAAACGAAUUGUUUGAGGCAGACGCGUAUUCCCAUAUUUGUUGAAUAGCAGCGGGCAAAAUUAACCCUUCGACAAGGUGUUCACUGUUCAGUUCGAGUGCAAGAUAUAACAGUUCAUAUGCGGCAAGAGACAAGCAGAGUUCAUAUCCGACAAGGGACCAAGGACAGUUGAGCUCCGAGCAGAGCAGAAGACACUCCACUGAGAUCAGCGGUGCAACAUUGAAGAAUAAACGUCUAAAGGACAUUAUAAGUGUGAAUAAUUGUAUUUGCGAGUGUAAAGAGUGAGUGUCCAAUACAUAUGCGUUCAAAUCCGAGGCCCAUGUGAAUUUUCUUGUCGCGUUGCCUAGCAAACACGCGGCAACUGGUGUCAGAAGUGGGAUUGGCUUGGAUUGUGGAACAGAUUAUUGGACCAAGAGCGCAAGUACAACACCACACCAAAACAAAAGGAGUCACAGCAGAUGGAACUCUGCUGGCCAUGCGAGAAAACAUGAAAGCCAUCCAGGCAAAGGCGGACACCAAUAUGAGAGCCAGCCAAGAACGGAUGAUGCAACAGCUUCUGGCCAAUGGAGAAGCCAUUCAAGAACGAAUGAUAGCCAAAAUGGACACCGAUAGGAAGGCUGACAGAUAUGAAAGGAAAGCGUGGGAAGAAGGGAUGACCGCAAGAAUGAAAGCCAUGCGGGACAAGAGAAUGGAAGUGGACAGAAAAACUGUGCAGGAAGAAAUCAAAGCCAAAAGAGACGAUGGCCUACCAAGAAAAGACGGAGGCAUGUUUGGAAGAAGAGCCAAUCUCAGCGGAAACGAAACCUGAGGCAGCAGAACAAUCCAAGGUCCCUAAAAAAGACGCCAAAAUGAUGCCGGUCGGAGGAUCGAGGAAGAGGCGUAGGGACCGGAAGUUAGCUACAGAGCGGCAAGGAAAACCAAAGGAACGGACCGAGGGCAAGGAUGGGUGCCGAAAGAUAGGAAGGCUAUCGCCCGCAGGGAGAUGACAUGGGAAAAUUGUGGAUCCCAGAAGAGACUGGCCAUCUCCCGCAGAGGGACGACCUACUGUGCAGGAGUGCCACGGCGCAAGGAAAACGCCAUCAGGAUAGUUCGGGCCAGGGACAAUGUGUUAUGAGGAGCCCCGAAAGAACUGACGCUCAGGAGGAGACAUCAGCAGAGGCCGGAAUGCAAAAGUGGAAUUAAGGAUCAAGGCGGCAAGUGGCCGCUAAACAAGAGAUAGAAGAGGACAACUGAUCAGUGUUGGAGAGUGAAGAUCGGGACAGCCACACCUCUGGGAAGAAGAGGGUCGGCCUACAACACUGUCAAGGAGACCCUAGAGCUGGAAUUCGUGAAGAUAGCAACCAGGAUGUUUGGUGGGUUGCGGAAGGUGAGAAACUCGACGCUGUGGAGGUAUCGGCACCCUUCAGAGCGACAAAACAAGGAUUGGACACUGUGGAGGGGUGGACCCCCUCCAAAACGAAAAAAGCAGCAGCAAACAGAGCAGGGGCCGGUAAUGUAGAAGCACGGGCCUCCCCAGCUAGAGUGAGUGGGAUGUAGCGCUCAGAAGAUGAACAGAACAGGCAGGAAGCCGUCACAAGCAGGAACCCUCGGAAACGAAAGAAAGGGAAAUACCGUUAAGCUGUUCAGGACGAACAACCUUAAGGAGGGAGCAAUGUGAUGUGCUGCCUGAAAGCCAGACUAUAAGAUGUCCAUCA
Molecule: messenger RNA, 5736 nt
Organism: Cryptotermes secundus
Lineage: Eukaryota; Metazoa; Arthropoda; Insecta; Blattodea; Kalotermitidae
Product: XK-related protein 6
Exons: 5
Coding region: 224-1519 (431 amino acids)
Biological process (GO): engulfment of apoptotic cell; apoptotic process involved in development; phosphatidylserine exposure on apoptotic cell surface
Cellular component (GO): plasma membrane
Source: RefSeq, a predicted model, not a curated record